Messenger RNA from Mya arenaria, 1443 nucleotides. Its product is annotated as adenosine receptor A3-like. Gene Ontology annotation, cellular component: membrane. NCBI's taxonomy places the organism in Eukaryota, Metazoa, Mollusca, Bivalvia, Myida, Myidae. The record is from RefSeq and is a predicted model, not a curated record. Gene Ontology annotation, biological process: G protein-coupled receptor signaling pathway. Gene Ontology annotation, molecular function: G protein-coupled receptor activity.
ACUGCUGCAGAAGUGAGUUCUAAGUGCAUACAAGCUCAUGAUACUUGGCGCAUAUAUAACGCUGUCCUCGGCGUUUGGAUUGGCAGUGAUAAAGAAUUGUUUUGACUCGCGAGUGGCAUGUUUUGACGUAGGUCGUCAAUCGCGGAAAAACUAUUGGAAACAAAAGAGCAAACGGCUAGAUUUCAAACAUAUUCAACUGUUUAGUUUGUUAGUGUAUUGUAAGCUUUGUCAUUAACAAGAAGAACGUCGCGUAUAACAGGUCAACGUUUUGCCAAAACAUUAUUACCAAGAGCGACGUUAUACUUCACGUCUAUGACGCCGAUAACGUUUCAAGCGGACGACGAAGAUGCUGUUUAUUGGGUGGAAAUUAUCCCGGCUGCAGUGGUAUCCAUAGGUCACAAGAAAGAAUGCUCGGGCAAGGAUUGUAACUGGAAACUUAUGGGAAAUUCGACGUCAUCACCUGACGUUGCGUUAUGUCCACAAAACCCGGAAAACGUUCAUGAGCGAAUUAAACAAGCUGUGUUAAUUCCGUUAACGAUUUUAAUCAUCAUUACAAACCUUAUAGUGUUCGGGUUCAUCGUUACGAACAAACGUUUUCAUACGCCGACGUACAUUUUCAUCGGAUCUCUGGUUAUUGCUGACCUUUUCGUUGGAUUUGUUUCCAUAGUAACGGUGGUUACUAAGGCAACAGAAAGAAGCCAGAUGGGAUGUCUUGCACGUAUAGGAUUUACGGUGGCCGCCAUAUCAGCAUCGGUCUGGUCGUUGACGUGUGUCGCUAUUGACCGUUACAUCGCCGUCACACGCGCUUUGGUGUACAGGACCGUCAUGACGAAGAAAAAAACGUUUAUUGGAAUAACGUGGAGUUGGUUGUUUUCUAUGUUUAUCGGAUUUUUACCGUUAAUGGGCUGGAAAAGUAGCCCGGAGAAUUAUGGAUUCUAUUGCUCGUUUAUGUUUGUUUUGCCAAAAUAUUACAUCAUAUUACUUUUCUCGGUGUCUGCCGUAAUUCCGAUCGGAAUCAUGUUUACCGUCUAUGGAAUUUUAUUCAAAAGCUCCAGGUUUCAUAUAAAACAGAUUGAAAUUAUUGAAAAGAUACAGUCGGACAAACGGAACAGCGGGAUUUUCGGUAUUUCCACACGGACGUUACGGUCAGUGAAAACGUUUUCAGCCGUUUUAGGCUGUAUUGUGGUCACGUGGCUCCCUCUCAUCCUAGCAACUGUUGUACAGCUAGUCAUUGGCGACUGUGAACUGCAAGAAAUCAUCGGAACACAUUUACUGGUCCUCGGCUUCACGAACUUUUCUGAAUCCUCUUAUAUACGCGCUGGGAACCAAAGAUUUUCGAACGAAAGUCUCGCUUCUGUGUAAAGGACGUUGUUACGUGACAGACUCUCAAGUGUUUCCGAGUGGAAACAGUACCAAUGGACGUUCGUAGACAUACAGUUGUGA